This is a messenger RNA of Eutrema salsugineum, 544 nucleotides long. RefSeq lists its product as uncharacterized. NCBI's taxonomy places the organism in Eukaryota, Viridiplantae, Streptophyta, Magnoliopsida, Brassicales, Brassicaceae. The transcript has a single exon. Bases 66 to 515 code for a protein of 149 amino acids. The record is from RefSeq and is a predicted model, not a curated record.
ACUUGAUAUAAUUACGAGGCACCAUUCAUUAUUAACCCAAGUAUUUUUAUCAAAUUCCCAAAUCCAUGGCAACGUUGCAGAGAUUCAAGUUCCUAGCGACGCAGUGUGGAGUUACACAGAGCCCGACACGAAGUCCAAGCCCAAGAACAAGCCCGUUGGUACAGUUUCGUCGCAAGAAGACAACCUUAAAGAUGCUUCUGAGUCUUAGAUCGCCGAGCCGCCGUGAGCAGCCGCUGAUUAAUCAGGGACGUUCAUCGGCGGCUGAUAAAGAAGACGUAGCUGGACGCAAACUGAGAGACUUAUUCGUCUCUUCGUCUACCGUAGAGGAAGAAGAAGAAGAGAAUGAGAGACCGAAGGGGAAAACAAAAGAAGAAGUUCUUGCAGCCAUGGCAGCUAAACUGAAUGCAGCUGCUAGUCUCCAAAUGGAGUCGGACGCAACACCGGUUUUGUUCGGAUUCAGUAAGCGGCUUCUUCAACGAGCUUGGCGUCCUAAGCUUGGUACCAUUCCUGAGUAAUGUAACCAUUUUUUUUUUCUUUCUUAUUU